Messenger RNA from Nicotiana tabacum (common tobacco), 808 nucleotides. Its product is annotated as small ribosomal subunit protein bS20c. The record is from RefSeq and is a predicted model, not a curated record. Gene Ontology annotation, cellular component: ribosome; small ribosomal subunit. Gene Ontology annotation, molecular function: structural constituent of ribosome; small ribosomal subunit rRNA binding. NCBI's taxonomy places the organism in Eukaryota, Viridiplantae, Streptophyta, Magnoliopsida, Solanales, Solanaceae. Gene Ontology annotation, biological process: translation.
AACAAACAGGCUAAGCAGAUAAGAUGAAAUAGGAAGUUGCUCAACUUCUGAUGAGGAUUUUCCAUUCUAGUUCUAGAGGGAGGAAGAGAAGUAGAAAGCAAGAGAGAUGGCGGGAGCUUCCAUAUCUUCUUCUUGUUGGAGCUUAACUGGAAAAUUCAAAACCCUUUCUCUCAAUCCCUCUCACCCAAAUCCAAAUGCUGCUGCUUUCAAGCCCCUAAGCUUUUCUGCUAACACUUCGGUCAAUCUAUUUUCCAAAGGGUUUGUUUCGCUGACUCAUCUGCAAAGGCCGUCACGUCGUUCCAUUGUUUGCGAAGCUGCUCCAACGAAAAAAGCAGAUUCAGCUGCCAAAAGAGCACGCCAAGCUGAGAAGAGGCGAAUUUACAACAAAGCUCGAAAAUCUGAGGUCAAAACUCGGAUGAAGAAGGUUUUGGAAGAAUUGGACAGCCAGAGGAAGUUCUUACCAUCGAGAAGCUGAUAGCAGAGGCAUAUUCAGUAAUUGAUAAAGCAGUCAAAGUAGGAACGCUUCACAGGAACACUGGAGCAAGAAGGAAAUCACGGCUUGCAAGAAGAAAGAAAGCAGUUGAGAUCUAUCAUGGCUGGUAUGUACCAUCUCCAGCCGCUGAACCUGCUUCUGCAGCAACAGUUUAGCCUUUUCCUUGUUGAAUGUAAAGCAGUGACUUGAGUAAUCAGCUACCUAGAGUAUGAUGAAUUAUUUCACAUUUUUAUAUUUUAUAUCAACUUGUUUGUGCAAUCAUUGUCCUCUUCUGUAGCACGGAAAUCAGCAAUGCGAUUUUAUUUGUUAAAGACA